GCGCCUUAAGCACGUAAACAAUUUACGAUAUUAGGUUUUUACACAUGUUUAUAAGUUCUUGCAAAAUAUAAACAAAUACAUUUAUUGUAUUUAAUAAUUUAAUUUUAAAAAUAUAAAUUUUUUGUGAAAUGACACAAAGUUAUAAAUCAAAAAAAGUGCUACGAAAACAACAGCGUUGCAUUGCAAUUGUCGAAAAGGAUUGUGGAGUACAAGCCAGUGAGACUCCUACACGUAAUUUGGCUAUUCUGAAUGCCGGUUUAUCAACAGGCUUGACAGAAGAACUUGUAUUAACCACAGUCAAUCAACAUGGCGCCAUUAACCAACUCUUUAUGCUACCUAACAAAUCUUACUGCUUUUUGGAAUGUGCCACAAUAAAAGAUGCGGAAAGCAUAUACGAAACCCUACAUAACUGUUCGCACAUUGGACAAAAUGAAGCCGUUGUAUAUUUAUCAUAUUUUAAAGAGCUUCCAACUGCUAUAGACAAUAAAUGGUUGCUACCUUUACCAAAUGGUCUAACAAUCUUACCAAACUUCGUCACACCAGACGAGGAAGCACUGCUGUUGACAGCUAUUAAUAAUAAAACUGUGGAUACUGUUGCUGGUGAACUAAAACAUCGACAGGUUCAACAUUUUGGUUACGAAUUUAUAUAUGGUAAAAAUAAUGUUGAUAUUAAUAGACCACUUGAUAAACAGAUACCAACUGCAUGUGAUAUACUUUGGCCACGUUUGCAAUUAGAAGCUGAAAAACUUAAUCUAAAACUAGAUUGGAAAAUACCAGAUCAAUUAACAGUAAAUAAAUAUGCACCCGGUCAUGGUAUACCAUCACAUGUCGAUACACAUAGUGCUUUUCUCGAUCCUAUACUCUCACUUUCAUUGCAAAGUGAUGUAGUCAUGGAAUUUCGCAGAGGCAAUGAACGUGUGCCAGUCUUAUUACCAAAACGUUCAUUACUAAUAAUGUCUGGGGAAUCACGUUAUGAUUGGAUGCAUGGCAUAACACCACAUGUUUAUGAUGUAGUACAAUCCUCAAAUGGUGCACUAACACUUAGUAAACGAACUGAACGUACGUCACUAACCUUUAGAAAAUUGCGACGUGCACCAUGUAAUUGCAACUUUCCAACUUUAUGUGAUACUCAUAUUGAGAAAAUAAAAACUACUGCCACUACAUUCGUUACUGAAGAUGAUGCCGCAAAUUUGGAGGAACAAAAUGUACAUAAAGUUUAUGAUGAAAUUGCUAAUCACUUCAGUGAAACACGUCAUACACCUUGGCCUCGGGUGGCAGAAUUUAUAGAUAGCUUUGUAAUUGGUUCAGUGCUUUUAGAUAUUGGCUGUGGUAAUGGAAAAUAUUUGCAUUGUAAUAGAAACAUUCUGUCAAUUGGUUGUGAUCGAACCAAUGGUUUACUUAAUGUUUGUGUGGGUAAUAAUAAAAAUGCUUUUAGAUGUGAUUGCUUAAAUGUUCCUGUAAGAUCGGCGUCUGUAGAUGCUUGCAUUAGUAUUGCUGUCAUACAUCAUUUGGCAACUGAGCAACGUCGUCUAGCAGCUGUGAAAGAAAUGGCACGUGUUUUAAGGAAAGGUGGCAGGGCACUGAUAUAUGUGUGGGCUAAAGAUCAAAAAUCUGGUGGAAAUAAAUCAAGUUAUCUUAGACAGAAUAAAGCUGUAAAUAAAAGUAAAGUUACUGAAGACCAACAACGUCAGUUGACGGCUCACACUGUGGAAUUACAAUCCAACGAUUUAACUUAUAAUUUACCUGUGCAUACAAACCGUACUGAAUUUCAACAACAAGAUGUCUUAGUACCAUGGAAACUUAAGGGUGCGGAUGCACCAAUAAAUGAGCACAAGGCAACCUUCUUAAGAUACUAUCAUGUAUUUGAAGAAAAGGAAUUAGAAGCUUUAGUUGCGAAAGUAGAAGAAGUUGACUUGAUAAGCAGUUAUUAUGAUCAAGGAAAUCAUUGCGUUAUAUUUGAGCGAAAAUAAAAAAAUAUGUUGUAACUAUU
Molecule: messenger RNA, 1990 nt
Organism: Teleopsis dalmanni
Lineage: Eukaryota; Metazoa; Arthropoda; Insecta; Diptera; Diopsidae
Product: alkylated DNA repair protein alkB homolog 8-like
Exons: 2
Coding region: 129-1970 (613 amino acids)
Biological process (GO): tRNA wobble uridine modification
Cellular component (GO): cytoplasm; nucleus
Molecular function (GO): tRNA binding; S-adenosylmethionine-dependent methyltransferase activity
Source: RefSeq, a predicted model, not a curated record